AUGGAGAGGCUUUUGGAAGAGACGUGGGGCACCGGAAGAUGUCAGAAAAUAUCUCUUCUGCUGAGCAUCGUUCCGAUUUUCAGCUUGCAGGCACUUUAUGUUCCUCACUUGUUUUACGGACAGCUUUUGCCCCACACGUGCUCGGAAGACAACACUGUUCUUGAAAGUUACACAACUACCAAUUCGACCUCAUGCGAAGGGUUCGCAUGUUCGAUGGAGACGUCCUUCGCAAAUGAUUGGGGGCUCUUGUGUGACCGCGAAUAUGAGCGAAACCAAAUUUCGAGCAUUUAUAUGCUCUUCAGUUCCAUCGGCGUUCUUUUUUCUGGCUUCAUUUUUGACAAAUUUGGGAGGAGAAAUGCAACCAUAUUUUACUAUAUUUCAGCAAUGAUUGUCUAUUUCUGCAUGUCUUUUGCGCCGAAUUUCGCGGUCUUCAAGAUCUGCUACGGCGCCUUGGGAUUUAUAGCUUGUGGAAUUGGCACUUAUACUCUCAUGAUGGAAUUGUCGAAAAACUCUUGGAAGUGGGUCAUUGGCGGAGUAACGACUGUAAGCUGGACGGGCGGGAAUAUUUGGAUGACUACUUGCACUUACUUUUUUCGUGACUGGCGACUUGCACUUCAGCUAACUGCUCUUCCAUUUUUAUCAACGCUUGCAAUUCCCUUUCUGGUUCCGGAGUCGCCCCGCUGGCUUCUCAAAAAUGGAAGAAAAAAAGAAGCAAUUUAUUGGAUCAAGCGAAUCGCCGCUAGAAACGGCGUUACUGUAGAUGAGAAAUAUAUCGACUCCUGUCUUGAACCAAUGCUCAAGCAGCAAGAGAGCGACAGUCAGAAUCAUGAGACGGUUUGGGAAUUUUUGAAAGCAAAAAGCUUGGUCCUCCGAUUCUUCAUUCUCUGCGCCAUAAAUUUUUCUACAAUGGCGUACUGGAUGAACGUAAUCCUGGCAUCAGACAAGAUGCAUUGCUGUAUUUACAUAACUUAUGCAAUCUUCAUCUGUCUCGAAGGCCCCAUCAGAGGUUCUUACACCUUCGUUUUGAUCAAGAAGAUGCGGCGCAAGGGAAUUUACUUCUUCCUCACUCUAUCACCUAUUCUAUUCCUGGCUAUGCUUACUCUCUCGAAAUUCGACGAGGAUGGAGACUUCGCUGUUCUGAAGCUUGCUCUUGGAACUUUGGCGAAAUUGUGCUGCACUAGCUAUUUUGUCUUUAUGUAUACGUUGAUUGUUGAAGUCAUGCCCACGAAUUUCAGACAGCGCGGAGUAUCUAUUCUGCUAUGCUGUGGAAAUCUUGGUGGAGCUCUUGCGCCAAUUUUAUUCGCAAAAAUUGGAAUCAUGACUCCUUAUGCUUCGAUAGCACUUCUCAUUGUUGUCCAGUUGAUUUAUUUUCUUCCACCAACUUUGUCAAAAAAUCUGCCAGAAAGUGUAGACGACGCAAAUGAACUUGCAAAAUCCGGAAACAAGUUCUUUUCCUUCUGA
Messenger RNA from Oikopleura dioica, 1461 nucleotides. Lineage: Eukaryota; Metazoa; Chordata; Appendicularia; Copelata; Oikopleuridae. The record is from the annotation of a GenBank genome assembly.